AUGGCGGACCACAUGUCAUUCCUCCUUUUUGGAGACCAGUCGCUCGACACUCAUGGCUUCCUUGCCGACUUCUUCCGUGCUGGCCAUCCGGGAGUCCUGGCGCGAGAAUUCUUGAGACAGGUCGGAGAUGCUCUCAGAGACGAAAUAGAUGCUCUGCCACCGAUCGAGCGAGCUUCAAUCCCGGUCUUCAGGACGUUGCAACAGCUCAAUGAAAAGUACCACGCGCAGUCAUCCAAGGUGCCUGGUGUAGACAGUGCUCUUCUGUGUGUAGCACAGCUCGCGCAUUACAUUGACCUUUCCGAGAAGCAACAUGAGGAUGCCACGACAGCCGAGAACAGGAUUCUCUCAGGGCUCUGUACAGGCCUCUUUGCUGCAUCAGCCAUUGCUUCAAGUCCUUCCCUUUCGACCCUUUUGCCAGUGGCAGUUCAGGUAGUCCUGAUGGCGUUCAGAACUGGCAACCACGUUGCGUCCAUGGCUGAGAGGCUGAGUCCCGCCACCAAGUCAAUGGAGAGCUGGACUUAUGUUCUUCCCGGUGUCAAGGAAUCUGAAGCACGGUCCUCACUGGACGAGUUCCACAAGGACGAGGGUAUCACUUCUGCCACACAAGUCUACAUCAGUGCCAUCUCUGGCAGUAAUGUCGCUCUGUCUGGGCCGCCCGCAACGCUCAAGCUUCUCUUCAGCAAAGAUUUGUUCGAGUCAAGGCCAACGGCCAUCCCAGUUUAUGGCCCGUACCAUGCACCGCAUUUGCACAAAUCAACAGACAUCCGCAGGCUACUUCGCUUGGACGAUAAGGCUACGGAGGCGGCUCUCGCGGGCUCCAGGCCCCAGAGCAAGGUCGUGUCUUGCGUCACAGGCAUCCCUUUUGCCCAGAGAGAAACCGCUCAGCUCAUCGCGGCCGUCGUUGGCGAGAUCCUGAAUGCACCAUUGCACUUUCAGCAAGCUCUAAACGGAUGUAUCGAGUCGGCGAAGGGCUUCGGUGGGAAGAGAGCAGUGAUCAUCCCAUGCGGCCCUACGCAAGCUGCCAGCACGUUUGCGAAAGCUCUAGCCUCCCAGACUAGUCUGAAGGUUGAGCUGCGAGAGCCACCACAAGUUGCAAGACACACUGGCGCUGCCAGCAUAGGCAAUCACGGAUCGCUAGGUCGGUGCAAGCUCGCGAUUGUGGGCAUGGCUGGGCGCUUCCCAGACUCUGAGAGCCACGAGGCUCUCUGGGACCUGCUUGAAAAGGGCAUUGACGCUCACCGGGUCGUUCCCGCUGAUCGAUUUCCCCAUGAGACCCAUGUCGACCCGACAGGAAAGUCCAUCAACACAAGCCACACCCCUUACGGCAACUGGAUUAAAAACCCUGGUCACUUUGAUCCCAGGUUUUUCAACAUGUCUCCUCGCGAGGCAUACCAGACAGACCCCAUGCAGCGCAUGGCAUUGACUACCGCUUAUGAAGCAUUGGAGAUGUCUGGGUACGUGCCGAACCGGACGCCGUCAACAAGACUUGACCGGAUCGGCACGUUCUACGGGCAGACCUCGGAUGACUGGAGAGAGAUCAAUGCCGCGCAAGAGGUGGACACCUACUUCAUCACAGGUGGUGUCAGAGCAUUUGGUCCUGGUCGCAUCAACUACCACUUCGGCUUCAGUGGCCCAAGCUUCAGUGUGGACACUGCUUGCUCAUCGAGUGCAGCCGCGAUGAACAUCGCAUGCUCGUCCCUGUGGAACAAGGACUGCGACACUGCCAUCGUCGGUGGGUUGUCUUGCAUGACCAACUCGGACAUCUUCAGCGGUCUCAGUCGGGGCCAAUUCCUCUCAAAAUCGCACAACUGCAACACAUUUGACAAUGACGCGGAUGGCUACUGUCGUGCAGAUGCCUGCGCCUCGAUCAUUGUCAAGCGCCUCGACGACGCACUGGCAGACCAGGACAACAUUCUCGCCGUUGUCCUCGGCACUCAGACCAACCACUCUGCUGAUGCUGUCUCGAUAACACAUCCCCAUGGGCCUACUCAAUCCAUCCUCUCCUCGUCGAUCUUGGAUGAGGCUGGUGUUGACCCACUCGAUGUCGACUACGUUGAAAUGCACGGCACUGGUACGCAAGCCGGCGAUGGGACUGAGAUGAAGUCUGUCACCGAUGUCUUUGCGCCUCGCGAUCGCCUCCGACCCGCCGACCGCCCUCUUUAUCUGGGUGCAGUCAAAUCCAACAUAGGCCAUGGCGAGGCUGCCUCUGGAAUCACUGCUCUCGUCAAAGUGUUGAUGAUGCUGAAGAAGAACGCCAUCCCCCCUCACAUUGGUAUCAAGAAGGAAAUCAACAAAACGUUCCCAACGGAUCUUGGUGCACGUGGAGUGAACAUUGCAUUCCACAAGACCCCUUUCGCCAGAAAGGACGGCAAGGCUCGCCGCGUUUUCGUCAACAACUUCAGUGCUGCCGGUGGCAAUACCGGUCUUCUCUUGGAGGACGGGCCCAAGUCGCGGGCUGCAUCGAUCGAUCCACGAACUCAUCAUGUUGUCACUGUGACCGCAAAGUCCAAGGGCGCGAUGAUUCGUAACGCAGAGAACUUGCUUCGAUACAUCGACGAGAACCCUCAUACUUCGGUCUCAAACUUGGCCUAUACCACGACUGCGCGCAGAAUCCAGCACUAUUGGCGCAUGAGUGUUUCCGCCACAAGCUUGAUGGAGGCCAAGGAGGCUAUCCAGGAGCGACUCAAAUCUGCUUUCGUGCCAGUACCUCCAGAGCAGCCCCAAAUCGCCUUCAUGUUCACUGGCCAGGGUUCACAUUACGCGGGCCUCGGGAAGGAUCUAUACUCCCAUCAUUCAGUUUUCCGCACAGCGAUUGACGACUUUGAUCACCUCGCCCAGAUACAUGGUUUCUCCUCGUUCCUGCCCCUAAUUGAUGGCAGCGAGCAGGACAUCCAGAAGUUGUCGCCAGUCAUCGUGCAGCUAGGGCUUGCGUCUUUCGAGAUGGCCAUGGCAAAGCUGUGGGCCUCAUGGGGCAUCAAGCCAAGCGUCGUUCUUGGUCACAGUCUUGGGGAGUACGCUGCGCUGCAUGUUGCUGGCGUAUUGUCUGCGAGCGACACUAUCUACCUUGUUGGCGCUCGCGCCCAACUUCUCGUCGAGAAGUGCACUGCUGGUACGCACGCCAUGCUAGCUGUGCAAGGCUCCGUGGACACAGUCACCGAGGCUCUCGGUGCACGAGCUGAGAACACAAACAUCGCCUGCAUCAACGGUCCACGUGAGACUGUACUGAGCGGCACCGCCGACGAGGUAGCAGAAAUCUCAAGCCUUCUCUCGGGAGCGGGCUUCAAGUGCACGCAGCUCAGGGUACCAUUCGCCUUCCAUUCUGCUCAGGUCGAAGCCAUCUUGGACGAUUUCGAGAGUCUCGCCCGUUCCGUUCACUUCCAACCCGCGCAGGUUCCUAUCAUUUCACCCUUGCUCGGUAAACUUGUCGAGGAGGAAUUGAUUGACGCAUCAUAUCUGCGGCGUCAUGCCCGUGACGCGGUCAACUUCCUUGGUGGACUCGUCUCUGCUCAGCAAGCCAGCGUCAUCGACGAUCGGACUGUGUGGCUCGAGGUCGGGCCUCAUCCUGUGUGUGCCAACAUGGUCAAGGCUGCCUUUGGAGCCACGACUUUGGCUAUCCCCACGUUGCGUCGCAACGAGGCUGCUUACAAGACGUUAUCAAACACACUCUGCACUCUCCACUCGGCUGGAGUCAACUUCGACUGGAAUGAGUUCCACCGGGACUUUGCAGCUUCGGUUCGCCUUUUGGAUCUGCCUGCCUACGCUUUUGACCUCAAGAACUAUUGGCUCCAGUACACAGGUGACUGGUGUUUGACCAAGAACCGUGGCGCGCUUCCGGCCACAAAUCUCAAGGCGAUUGAGCCGGCUAAGCCCAAGCUCUCAACGACAAGCGUGCAGAGGAUCGUCAAGGAAGAGAUCAAUGGAGACAUCGCUAUACUUGAGACGGAGUCUGAGAUGACUGAAGAGAAUCUGCGCAAGGUCUGCUCCGGCCACAUGGUCAACGGUACUGCCUUGACCCCGUCCUCCUUAUAUGGCGAUAUGGCCAUGACGAUCUCCGAGUACGCCUACAAGCUUUUGCGUCCGGAUGCCGGCGAUGUCGGUGUCAAUGUCGCCCACAUGGAGUGUCCGAAGAGCCUCAUCUUCAACCCCAAAGCAGACAGCCAGAUCCUGCGCAUGCGCGCAAAGGUUAAUGCUGCUAGCUCCAGCGCCGAAAUUACCUGGACAACUGGUGAGGGCGCGAAGCUUGUGGAACAUGCCCUCUGCAAGGUCUCCAUUGGCAAGAGACAAGAUUGGCUGAGCGAGUUUGAGCGUGUUGGCUACUUGAUCAAGUCUCGCAUUGACGCUCUUCACGCAGCCGAGGAUCGUGGCGAAGCGUCCAAGGUUGGGCGCGGGCUCGCGUACAAGCUGUUCUCGGCGCUUGUCGACUACGAUCGCCGCUACAGGGGCAUGGAGUCCGUCAUUCUCUUGAGUGACACUUGCGAGGCCACAGCCAAGGUCGUUUUCCAGACGUCUCCUGAAGACGGGUCGUUCCGUUGUGCACCAUACUGGAUCGAUUCUCUGUGCCACAUCUCAGGCUUCAUUCUCAAUGGCACUGACGCUGUCGACUCACGUGAGCAGGUUUUCAUUUCUCAUGGCUGGGGCAGCAUGCGCUUUGCGGAAGACUUCAGCGUGUCCAAGACGUACCGCACCUACAUUCGCAUGCAACCUGUCAAGGAUUCCAAGAUGAUGUCGGGCGACGCCUAUAUCUUUGACGGCGACCGACUGGUUGGCAUGACUGGCGACAUCCGCUUCCAGGCCAUCCCCCGGAAAGUACUAAACAUUGUCCUGCCUCCUCAAGGUUCGGCAGCGGUCGGGGCUGUUACCUCUGCUCCUACCCGUGCAGCCCAGUUGGCAACCAAGCCAGUUCAGCAACGUCGGGAGUCUGCAAAGGAGAAGAAACAGGUCACGUCCUCCAACCUCAAGGCUGUCAACAAGACCUUGGUCAAGUCAUCUGUGGUGGAACAAGUCAUGGAGAUCAUAUCGAAGGAAACUGGUGUCGGCCACGACGAACUUGAUGACAACAUCGCGUUUGCCGAUCUUGGCGUCGACUCUCUGAUGGGCCUCACCAUCAGCGGCCGUCUCCGCGAAGAACUUGAGCUCAACAUUGACUCGCAUGCCUUCCUGGAGCACGCUACCAUUGGCUUGUUCAAAAAGUUCCUUGCUCAGUUCGACUCGACCAUUUCCUCGUCUCCCAUGUCUAGCGGGGCGAGCGGCCAGUCGGAUAGCGACGAAGAGGAAGACAUAGAGGAGUGUGACUCGAACAUCACCACUCCACUCGAGGACAGCGAUGAAGGCUCUGUCAAGUGCGACCCGGUUGACGCCAUCGCUGGCAACAGCGAGCUCCGCCAAAUCGUACGCGAGACGAUCUGCGCUGAGAUGGGUGUCGACGUUGAGGAGAUCGUUGCUGCUCCUGAUCUGGCGGCACUCGGCAUGGACUCGCUGAUGAGUUUGUCUAUUCUCGGCAUCCUCCGAGAGAAGACUGGUCUGAGCAUCCCCAGUGACUUGCUUGGGCACAAUCCGUCCUUGAAAGAUAUCGAGCGGACGCUCGGCAUCGAGGACAAGCCCCCCCGCCGCGCUGCUCCUGCUCCUGCUGCUGGCCUCAGCAAGGUGCAGGUCAAGGUCCAGUCGCAGUCGACAGUGAAGAUUGUCGCAACGAUCCCCCCCGCCAAGGACGCCAGCUCGUGGGGUGAUGCAUACGAGCUGCGCAAAGCAUCGUCCGUUCUCAUGUCUGGGAACCAUCGCACUGCCAAGAAGCAGUUAUUCAUGGUUCCAGACGGAAGUGGCAGCGCCACCUCGUACACUGAAAUCGCCGACCUUGGGCCGGACGUUGCUGUCUGGGGAAUGUUCUCACCUUUCAUGCGGACGCCGCACGAGUACAAGUGUGGUGUGUACGGCAUGGCCACCAAGUUCAUUGAGGAGAUGAAGCGUCGCCAGCCCCAAGGUCCCUACGCCGUCGCCGGCUGGUCUGCUGGAGGGGUCAUUGCCUUUGAAAUGGUCAAUCAGCUCACCAAGGCCAACGAGGAGGUGUCGCACCUCAUCAUCAUCGACGCCCCCUCCCCCAACACUAUUGAGCCUCUCCCUGCUGGCUUGCAUGCCUGGUUCGCCUCCAUCGGACUGCUGGGUGAGGGCGACUCCCCGACCGCGAAGAAAAUACCCGAGUGGCUGCUGCCGCACUUUGCCGCUUCGGUGACUGCGCUGUCCAAUUACACCGCCGAGCCCAUCGCCAAGGACAAGUGCCCCCAGGUUCUCUCCAUCUGGUGCGAAGACGGCGUGUGCAAGGAGCCCACGGAUCCUCGUCCGGAUCCUUACCCGACUGGCCAUGCUCUCUUCCUCCUUGACAACAGAACUGACUUUGGUCCGAAUCGCUGGGACGAGUAUCUCGACCUCAAAAAGAUGACUUUCCGGCACAUGCCAGGCAACCAUUUCUCCAUGAUGCACGGCAAGCCCGCCAAGAAGCUGAAUGAGUUCCUCAAGGAGGGAUUCUGA
Microdochium trichocladiopsis is the source of this 6522-nucleotide messenger RNA. RefSeq names its product polyketide synthase. The record is from RefSeq and is a predicted model, not a curated record. Lineage: Eukaryota; Fungi; Ascomycota; Sordariomycetes; Xylariales; Microdochiaceae. Gene Ontology annotation, molecular function: phosphopantetheine binding; fatty acid synthase activity; 3-oxoacyl-[acyl-carrier-protein] synthase activity. Gene Ontology annotation, biological process: secondary metabolite biosynthetic process; fatty acid biosynthetic process. The coding region runs from base 1 to 6522 and encodes 2173 amino acids. The transcript has 3 exons.